AUGAGCCCGCCUGCACAAAUCCCCGACUAUACCAUCCUACCAAUAACUCUCCCGGCCACGCUCCUCGUCGGAGCUGCCACGCACUACCUCUACCUGCGCAGGCACGCCCCCAAGCAGCCUGCGCCACACGACCCGCGCUCAUUAUUCGUCGUGAACGUCCCCGUUGACGCCACGACUGCACACCUCCGUGCGCUAUUCACCGGGAUCGGUGGUGGGCGGGUGGAGAAAGUGGUUUUCGAUGGGGACAGAGGAGCUACAUGUGGGAUUGGGAAGCGGAAGCGUCACCUUGCGCAUGAAGUCGGAGAUGGAGGGGAAGUAUGGGAUAGACAAUUGUGUAAAAGCGGGAGUACAGCUGUAGUUGUCUUCGUGGAUAAGCCGAGUAUGGACGUGUCCAUGAAAACCGCCAGAAAGCUCUCCAAGACGAGAGUGGUUUGGGGUGAUGGGAUUAGCGAGGGGGUGAAUAUACCUGCGCUCGGGAUACCACGCUACCUGGCACAUCAUAACCUAACACACCCUUCUAAAACCCACCUACAAGCCUCGGUAAACACAUUCAUAGCUGCCUUCGAAGCGGAGGAGAGAGUUAGACUCCGCGCGCUUGCAAAGCGCAGACGGGAGCCCGACGAUGACGGAUUCAUCACUGUCGUUCGAGGAGGGAGAACGGCACCGGCUCGACAGGAGGAGGCGAAUGCAGUACUUGAGAAGAAGGGGAAGGAUAAGCAUGAAGGGUUUUACAGAUUCCAGGUGCGCCAAGAGAGGAAGAACCGGCAGAUGGAGUUACUGAAGAAGUUUGAGGAGGAUAAGAAGAGAGUUGCUGACAGGAAGAAUUUGAGGAGGUUUAAGCCGCUGUGA
Messenger RNA from Tuber melanosporum (Perigord truffle), 849 nucleotides. RefSeq lists its product as uncharacterized. Gene Ontology annotation, molecular function: nucleic acid binding. The record is from RefSeq and is a predicted model, not a curated record. Gene Ontology annotation, biological process: ribosomal small subunit assembly; rRNA processing. The transcript is spliced from 3 exons. Lineage: Eukaryota; Fungi; Ascomycota; Pezizomycetes; Pezizales; Tuberaceae. The coding region runs from base 1 to 849 and encodes 282 amino acids. Gene Ontology annotation, cellular component: UTP-C complex; CURI complex.